Messenger RNA from Talpa occidentalis (Iberian mole), 1359 nucleotides. It is a transcript of the gene PNCK, whose product is annotated as pregnancy up-regulated nonubiquitous CaM kinase. The transcript is spliced from 12 exons. Gene Ontology annotation, cellular component: intracellular anatomical structure. Gene Ontology annotation, biological process: peptidyl-serine phosphorylation. Gene Ontology annotation, molecular function: ATP binding; calcium/calmodulin-dependent protein kinase activity; calmodulin binding. NCBI's taxonomy places the organism in Eukaryota, Metazoa, Chordata, Mammalia, Eulipotyphla, Talpidae. The record is from RefSeq and is a predicted model, not a curated record.
CCUGACCCCCUCCCGCGAGGGGGAUUCGUGCAUCUGCAAUCCCCGGGGGUUGUCGGUCGUCGUCUGCGUUCUUUUCCAGGGUGCCCGACCUCCCAGAUGACUUUUCACUACACAUGAAGAGUCACUCUUGUCCUUGUCGCACAGGUCAGGGCCCCCACCAGCCCCCAGGGACUCCCCCAGCCAAACGCUACCCCUCCACACCGAUCUGGUCACCGUCUCCACAGCUCGGCUUUUUCUGGAAUGUCAUACAUGCUGCUGAUCAAGAAGCAGACGGAGGACAUCAGCAGCGUCUAUGAGAUCCGAGAGAAGCUCGGCUCGGGCGCCUUCUCUGAGGUAGUGCUCGCCCAGGAGCGGGGCUCCUCACACCUUGUGGCCCUCAAGUGCAUCCCCAAGAAGGCGCUUCGAGGCAAGGAGGCCCUGGUGGAGAACGAGAUCGCCGUGCUCCGAAGGGUCAGCCACCCCAACAUCGUGGCCCUGGAAGACGUCCACGAGAGUCCUUCCCACCUCUACCUGGCGAUGGAGCUCUGAGCCCCGCUUCCCCAGGGUGACGGGGGCGAGCUGUUCGACCGCAUCAUGGAGCGCGGCUCCUACACAGAGAAGGACGCCAGCCACCUGGUGGGCCAGGUCCUUGGCGCUGUGUCCUACCUGCACAGCCUGGGCAUCGUGCACCGCGACCUCAAGCCCGAAAACCUCCUGUAUGCCACGCCCUUCGAGGACUCCAAGAUCAUGGUCUCCGACUUUGGUCUUUCCAAAAUCCAGGCUGGCAACAUGCUGGGCACCGCCUGUGGGACCCCGGGCUAUGUGGCCCCGGAGCUCUUGGAGCAGAAACCCUACGGGAAGGCCGUAGAUUUGUGGGCCCUGGGUGUCAUCUCCUACAUCCUGCUGUGUGGCUACCCCCCUUUCUACGACGAGAGCGACCCCGAGCUCUUCAGCCAGAUCCUGAGGGCCAGCUACGAGUUUGACUCCCCCUUUUGGGAUGACAUCUCAGAAUCAGCCAAAGAUUUCAUCCGGCACCUCUUGGAGCGAGACCCCCAGAAGCGGUUCACCUGCCAGCAGGCCUUACAGCAUCUUUGGAUCUCUGGGGACGCGGCCUUCGACAAGGACAUCCUGGGCUCCGUCAGCGAGCAGAUCCAGAGGAACUUCGCCCGGACCCACUGGAAGCGAGCCUUCAACGCCACCUCCUUCCUGCGCCACAUCCGGAAGUUGGGGCAGAGCCCUGAGGGCGAGGAGGCCUCGCAUCGAAGGAUGACCAGCCACAGCCACCCGGGCUUCCCGGCCAGCCAGCCCUCCACGUGGUGACGCCCAGGAAGAUGGCAAGGCCGAGUGGAUUGACCCCCACAUUCCCCCCCCCCGAACCUU